Molecule: messenger RNA, 1431 nt
Organism: Malania oleifera
Lineage: Eukaryota; Viridiplantae; Streptophyta; Magnoliopsida; Santalales; Ximeniaceae
Exons: 9
Coding region: 102-1136 (344 amino acids)
Molecular function (GO): S-adenosylmethionine-dependent methyltransferase activity
Source: RefSeq, a predicted model, not a curated record
AGUUGAUGGUUCAACCCCUGUAAUUUGUGAUUGAGGAACGUCACUGACGUAGACAGAGGGGGCAUCUGCGCCAGAAAAUCGGAGCUUCAGAGAGAGGGGCUAUGGCGACACUCAUAAGCAGCUUCAUAUCAGCGUUCAUGGCGGGCCAUGCCAACUCCAGGUGGUAUUUCUGGAAACCCUCGACGCCUUUUUCUACACGAGUUGUCCGCCCAAAUGUUCGAGCGUCUUCGGCAGCCGUCCUCGAAACUAGGCCGGAGCCUAUUGCAGUUGAAAGAGAGGCCAGCACGAGCAAGAACAUUUUGGCUUGUCCCAUCUGUUAUGACCCGUUGAUGUGGAAUGGUGAUCCAGGCUUAUCUGUAGAACCUGCACCUAGGUCCACUUUAAAAUGCAGCACUUGUAAGAAGACUUACUUUGGCAAUGAAACAUAUAUUGACCUGACAUUAGCUGGUGGGGCCAAGGACUAUGCUGAAGCAAUGCCUGCUUCCACUGAGAUUUUUAGGACUAGAUUGGUAUCAUUUCUCUAUGAGAGGGGCUGGCGUCAAAAUUUUAUAUUUGGUGGUUUCCCAGGGCCAGAGAAGGAGUUUGAAAUGACAAAGAAGUACCUCACACCGAUCUUAGGUGGAACAAUUAUUGAUGCCAGUUGCGGGAGUGGUUUGUUUUCGAGACUUUUUGCCAAGAGUGGAUUAUUUUCUCUUGUUGUUGCUUUGGACUUCUCAGAGAACAUGUUGCAGCAGUGUUAUGAAUUUCUUAAGCAGGAUGAAAGCAUUCCCAAAGAGGACUUAAUCUUGGUCAGGGCUGAUAUAUCUCGACUCCCAUUUGUUUCAAGUUCUGUUGAUGCUGUGCAUGCUGGUGCUGCUUUGCACUGUUGGCCUUCACCCUUGGCAGCUGUGGCUGAAAUAAGUCGAGUUUUGCGACCUGGUGGAGUUUUUGUUGCUACUACAUAUAUACUUGAUGGGCCGUUUGCUAUGUUUCCAUUUUUACAGACACUACGCCGGAACAUUGUGCGAUUCUCAGGCAGCCGCAUCUUUUUAUCUGAAAAUGAACUGGAAGGUCUUUGCAGAUCUUGCGGGCUACUGGGUUUUACUAGCGAGAGGAAUGGGCCUUUUGUUAUGAUCUCUGCUACAAAACCGAGCUAAGCAUAUGGUUCUUUGUGCCUAUGCCUCUUUGCCUCAAUUUUUCAGAAUUUAUUAAGUUCAUUUUUAUUUGGACGUUUACUGCAGAAAGCUAAACUUGUGUGUGUUUCUUGUAUAUGAAGGUUAUGUUUAAAUUGUUGAGGUUUUAUCACCCACAUCUGUAAAAAUUAGGUCAUUCAUGGAUGGAAAAGACUUAUAGAGUGCAGUGAACGGGGUGAAAGGUUGUUUUAUAUGUUGUUGCCCAUGGAUUAUGUCUUAUUUAAAGUUUGCCAGUUUAAAAGAUGGCUUUGUUAAACUA